Molecule: messenger RNA, 1195 nt
Organism: Fimicolochytrium jonesii
Lineage: Eukaryota; Fungi; Chytridiomycota; Chytridiomycetes; Spizellomycetales; Powellomycetaceae
Exons: 3
Coding region: 174-953 (259 amino acids)
Biological process (GO): actin cytoskeleton organization
Molecular function (GO): actin binding
Source: RefSeq, a predicted model, not a curated record
UUAUUUAUCUGCGCCUUGGACAGGCUCCUCCGUGGCUUUUUCUAUUUAGGUUUCCGUACACGCCAUUCGAAAAUCGCCACUGCAGCAUACCCAGGAAGGAAAUACUCACAACGCACCGCAAUUUCUUCCCCUCCUACUCACAAGUUAUCGAACAAGUUAUCAACUCUGAAGCCAUGGCAACCAUGCAGGAAAGCAACCAGAACCUCCCUGCGGGGGUCGAUAAGGGUUUCGGGAAGAUGGUCUCAGAUUUGGGAAAGAAAUUGUCACGGCGCCAGGGAGUAGACGAGCUCGUGCAACGCAACAUCAUGCGCGAAGACGAAGCGCAGCCAGGCGUGUCGAACUACAUCAUACAGCAGAAAGCAUCGUUGGAGGCCGAAAAGACGAAGGAUACCCUCAACCGCAAAAUCGGCAACCGGCCCGCAUCGGUCGACCUGAAACUCCGCAACAUCCUGCGCGUCGAAAGCAGCGAUAACAUCCAGCAGCUAGUCGAUGAUGCGGAGGGAGGGUCGACACCGGUGCAACCGCUCGAUUUGCAGCGGCCCAUCAAUUUCGAGGAACGAAAAGAGGCGAUGAAGUCGAUUCUGAAGAAACGUCCUGAGAAAGAAGCGUUGGAGGAGCUGAACAUUCUCAAGAACACUUCGGUCGACCCAUCAUUAGCCGCGGCGCAAGAGAGGCUGCGCAAAUCGCAGUUGGCGGACACGUUGGAUUCGCGUUUGCGUGAUCGGCCGGAUGUCGAUCAGCUUCGAGAGCGACGAAUCUUGAACUUCGCAGAGACGGUUGAGGUCCUGCCGACGUUCAGGAAGUCGGAGUAUAAUCGCAAACCGGACGGGAACGCUACGUUCAGGAAACUUACGCCGCAGAUGAAGGUUCAGAUUCGUGAGGAGCUGAACACCUUCAAGAAACACGAAAUGCCGGUGCACGAACAAAGUCUACGCAAUACGUGCUUCCAUUGAGCGAAUCAACAUUCAUGGCCAUUGCAGGUUAGAUUUGUAAUUUGUAGCCCGUAGCGAUUUUGCCGAGUAGUAUAGAGUCUGCGGACACAGACAUGCGACGCUUUUUUUGGGAUCCCUUUGGGCUGUGCUCAAAAUAUAUCAGACUUUCUAGACUUUACCAUCAGUGUAUCGUACGGAUGCAUCGUAGUAGAAUCUGUUUCGGGAAGAACCCUAGGCCUCGAAUUUUUGAAAGUACGGAAUCC